Messenger RNA from Colossoma macropomum (tambaqui), 4152 nucleotides. It is a transcript of the gene cwc22, whose product is annotated as CWC22 spliceosome associated protein homolog. Gene Ontology annotation, biological process: mRNA splicing, via spliceosome. Gene Ontology annotation, molecular function: RNA binding; protein binding. Gene Ontology annotation, cellular component: catalytic step 2 spliceosome. The coding region runs from base 47 to 3796 and encodes 1249 amino acids. The record is from RefSeq and is a predicted model, not a curated record. The transcript has 21 exons. Lineage: Eukaryota; Metazoa; Chordata; Actinopteri; Characiformes; Serrasalmidae.
CUCUUCCGGGCACCCGUAGCGCCACUCGUGGUAGAAGGAAGCGAACAUGGCGGCGGCGGAAUCCGGAGAGAAAGAAGCGGCGGAGAGUUUAAACCGCAGCCCAGAGCAGCGUUUGAGCCCAGGUGGGAUGCGGAGUCCUGAGAAGAGCAGAAGCUCCAGCUCGUCGGAGGAAGGAGACAGUGAUGGAGAUCAGAAGAGGACUGAGGAGAGAGGCGGUAGCCCUCCAGCAGAGAGAAGACGAGCUGAAGCUGAAGAAGCAGCUUCCAGAGAGGGAAGUCCAGAGAAAGAACCCAGACGAGCGUCCAGAUCCAGCCAUGAGUCCAGCGACUCGGACAGCGACAGCAGUGAGGAAGACAGCGAUGACGGCAUUGCACACAGGAUGAAGAGCAGCGUCGCUCACAUCAGGCGCGGCUCCCAGGAUAACAGCGGCAGACCCAGACGAAGGAGUUCCUCCGCAGACAGGGAUGGAAGUGGAAGGUCCCGAUCACGAUCCCGCUCUCGCUCCAGAUCCAGAUCUCCACGGAAUCGCUCAGACAGAGGACGCAGGUCUCGGGAUCGUGAUCGAGAUCGUGCUGAGCGGCGUUACAGUCGGGAGCGGGAUCGAGCUGAGCACAGGUCCAGUCGAGAUCGGCUCCGGAGGGGCAGGUCAGCCUCCCCACCAGAAACAGAGAAGCCCCCCGGUGAGGAGCCUCCAGUGAAGAGGAAGAAGGAGGAGCUGGACCCCAUCCUGACCCGCACCGGAGGAGCCUACAUCCCCCCUGCCAAACUGCGCAUGAUGCAGGCUCAGAUCACUGACAAGAGCAGCCUGGCGUACCAGAGAAUGAGCUGGGAGGCCCUGAAGAAGUCCAUCAACGGUCUCAUCAACAAGGUGAACGUCUCCAACAUCGCCAACAUCCUCCAAGAGCUGCUGCAGGAGAACAUCGUGAGGGGCAGGGGUCUGCUAGCGAGGUCCGUCCUUCAGGCCCAGAGCGCCUCUCCCAUCUUCACACACGUCUACGCGGCCGUGGUGGCCAUCAUCAACUCCAAGUUCCCUCAGAUCGGAGAACUCAUCCUGAAGAGGCUCAUACUCAACUUCCGCAAAGGCUACAGGAGGAACGACAAGCAACAGUGCCUCACAGCCUCCAAGUUUGUGGCCCAUCUCAUCAAUCAGAAUGUGGCUCAUGAGGUUCUUUGCCUGGAGAUGCUGACUCUGCUGCUGGAGCGACCCACUGAUGACAGUGUGGAGGUGUCCAUCAGCUUUCUGAAGGAGUGCGGCCUCAAACUCACUGAGGUUUCGCCUCGCGGCAUCAACGCCAUCUUCGAGCGACUGAGGAACAUCCUCCACGAGUCGGAGAUUGAUAAGCGCGUGCAGUACAUGAUCGAGGUGAUGUUUGCAAUCCGGAAGGACGGUUUUAAAGACCACCCCAUCAUCCCUGAGGGUUUAGACCUGGUGGAGGAAGAAGACCAGUUCACUCACAUGCUCCCCCUAGAGGACGAAUACAACCCGGAAGACAUACUGAAUGUCUUCAAGAUGGAUCCUGACUUCUUGGAGAAUGAAGAGAAGUACAAGGCAAUUAAAAAGGAGAUUCUGGAUGAAGGAAGCAGUGACUCUGGUGAAGAUGCCGAAGGCAGUGAUGAUGAGGAUGACGACGACGAUGAUGAAGAUGAAGCUGGAGAAGCCGGAGAAGACCAAGAGAAAGUCACUAUUUUCGACAAGACGGAGGUGAACUUGGUCGCUUUCCGUCGCACCAUUUAUCUAGCCAUCCAGUCAAGCUUGGACUUUGAGGAAUGCGCCCACAAGCUGAUCAAAAUGGACUUUCCAGAGAGCCAGACGAAAGAGCUGUGCAACAUGAUCCUGGACUGCUGUGCCCAGCAGAGGACCUACGAGAAGUUCUUCGGCCUCCUGGCCGGGAGGUUUUGCCUGCUGAAGAAAGAGUACAUGGAGAGUUUCGAGGCGAUCUUCCAGGAGCAGUACGAAACCAUUCACAGGCUGGAGACCAACAAACUGCGCAACGUUGCCCGAAUGUUCGCUCACCUCUUAUACACCGACUCCGUCCCGUGGAGCGUCCUGGAAUGCAUGAAAAUGAGCGAGGAAACGACGACGUCGUCCAGUCGUAUUUUCGUGAAGAUUCUUUUCCAGGAACUGUGUGCCUACAUGGGGCUGCCUAAACUCAAUGAGCGACUGAAAGACAUGACCUUGCAGCCUUUCUUCGAGGGCCUUUUCCCUCGUGACAACCCGAGGAACACGAGAUUUGCCAUCAAUUUCUUCACGUCGAUCGGCCUCGGCGGUCUGACGGAUGAACUGAGAGAACACCUGAAAAACGCCCCUAAAAUGAUUAUGACCCAGAAGCAGGAUGUGGAGUCAUCGGACACUUCCUCAUCCUCUUCUUCCUCCUCCUCGGACUCCUCUUCUGACAGCGACAGCUCAGACAGUGAGAGUGACUCGGACUCCUCCAGUGACUCGGAUGAUUCCUCCAGCAGUUCCAGUUCAGGUUCUGACUCGGACACAAAGCGUAAAAAAGCGUCCCAGCGAGGAAAAAAAGAGCAGAAAAGCUCCAAACGCAAGUCUCCUGUGAAGGAGCGGCCCAACAGGAGACAGGAGAACCCGAGACGGGACAGAAGCAGCAGCGAGGAGCGCAGAGGUCCUGGCGAUCGUCACAGAGACAUGCAGCACCGUAGAAGAGAAGACAAAUCACCCCUGGGGCGAGAGCGUAUGAGAGAAGACUCUCCAAAUGCACGAGAACGUACUCGGAGGGAUUCACCCAAUCCAAGAGAACGUGCCAGAAACGAUUUGGCUAAUGCACGAGAACGAACAAGAAAAGACUCACCCAAGCCAAGAGAACGUGGUCGAAAUAAUUCACCCAUUCCAAGAGAACGUGGUCGAAAUAAUUCACCCAUUCCAAGAGAACGUGGUCGAAAUAAUUCACCCAUUCCAAGAGAACGUGGUAGAAGUGAUUCACCCAAGGCACAAGAACGUACUAGAAAAGAUUCACCUAAUUCACGAGAUCGUGCUAGAAAAAACGUGCCCAAUCCGAGAGAGCGUACUAGAAGUGACUCGCCCAGUCCAAGAGAACGUACUAGAAAAGAUUCGCCUAAUCCACGAGAACGUGCUAGAAAAAAUUCUCCCAAUCCGAGGGAACGUGCUAGAAAAGAUUCUCCCAAUCCGAGAGAACGUGCUAGAAGUGAUUCACCAAGUCCACAAAAACGUACUAGGAGCAGUUCACCCAGCCCACAAGAACGUACUAGCAAAGAUUCACGUAAUCGAAGAGAACGCACUAGAAAAGAUUCACUCCGUCCACGUGAACGCACUAGAAAAAAAUCGGCCAGUCCACGCGGACGUUCUAGAAAAGAUUCACUCAGUCCACGCGAACGUUCUAGAAAAGAUUCACCCAGUCCACGCGAACGUUCUAGAAAAGAUUCACCUCGUUCUCGAGAACGUGGCAGAAAUGAUUCUCCCAGUCAAGGAGAACGAAGUAGAAGCGAUUCGCCCAGUCCAAGGGACCGUACUCGAAAAGAUUCUCCACGAGAACGGCGAGAGCCAGAACGUGGAGCUUACAAGGACCAGCAGAACCGAAGGCACGAAGAUGAAGACUCCAGGAAAUACAGCACAAAGGAUGGCAGCAAAAACAUCUCCCAGGCAGAGCGGGACGGGGAGCGAAGGCGCCGGAGCAGAGAGAGGUCAAAGUCACGAGAGAGGAGCCGCAAGGAGACGGACUCCAGAGACUCGUACAGGAAUGGAGUGGAGAGGGAGGACAAGGAGAACAGAUACAGGGAGUCCAGGAGGAGAGAGGAGAGCUCGCCCAGGAGACGCAGAUAACGGCCUGCAGGAGGACGGGAACAGCAUCACAGUCGUCUUCACUGUGGCUCUGAGAAAUCUGCUCGCUUCUGCCACCUGUAGUUCUGCUGUACAUUGCAAUGCAGGCCCUGAUGAGGUGCUUUGAGGGGGGCGUGGCCGAGAAGCUCAACGUGUUAAUGUGCUGUGCCGAUGUUGGUGUCGUACGCUGAAGGGACUUCCUGGCGGUUUUAGAUUUACAUUGAACUGUAGGAAACCCUGAAUUUUUUUGUAUCUUUGGAGGUUAUUUUGUAUUUUACGGAUCAAACGUGUUUGUUUUUCCUGUCUUUAUAAUGUAAUUAAAACAGUUGAUUAUUAAACAAUGACCCUUUACAUUUGAA